GAAAGAGGAGAAGGAAGAAGAAGAAAAAGAAGAAGAAACCCACUACCUUCCCAGGAUUGCCUUUUUUUUCCUUAUCUUUACGCGCGAGUGUGCGUGAGGCGCGUGUGCGCCCCUCGUCCCUUCCAUCCGAACCCGAUCUUGGAUGUUUAAUAAAGAAAUCAAGUGUCUCAACAGUCACCAAAAAAAAACGCAAAAACAAAACAAAAAAAAAAAUCCAAAAGCAAAAACAAAAAGAGAGAGAGAGGAAAAAAAAAAUCCAAAACAAACAAACAAACAAGGCAGAACCAACCUCUACUUGAAAGCAGCCGGCACAAGCCACCCGUGUCUGCCACCCAGAGAGGGGGGUCUCUGGCCCGUGCUGGAGGAGUUGCAGGGGGGAUCGUCAGGGGGACAGAGGCCGAGUGACGUCCUAGGAGCCACCGGGCAAGAGGCGGAGGAGACCCAGAGAGGCCAGAGAGACAGCGGGCCCCGGCGCGCGGCUCGGGGCUGGGGCGCCAGAAGUGGGACUGGAGCGAAGUAGAGGAUGCCGAGGAGAAAACAGCAGGCACCCAAGCGGGCGGCAGGCUACGCCCAGGAGGAACAGCUGAAAGAAGAGGAGGAAAUAAAAGAAGAAGAGGAGGAAGAGGACAGUGGUUCAGUAGCUCAACUGCAGGGUGGCAAUGACACAGGGACAGACGAAGAGCUAGAAACCGGCCCGGAGCAGAAAGGCUGCUUCAGCUACCAGAACUCUCCAGGAAGUCACCUGUCCAAUCAGGACGCCGAGAACGAGUCUCUGCUGAGCGACGCCAGCGAUCAGGUGUCGGACAUCAAGAGCGUCUGCGGCCGAGAUGCCUCGGACAAGAAAAGCAACACUCCCGUCCAGCUUCCGCACGAAACGCACAACUGCAUGGACAAAAUGACUGCAGUCUACGCCAACAUCCUGUCUGAUUCCUAUUGGUCGGGCCUGGGUCUCGGCUUCAAGCUGUCCAAUAGCGAGAGGCGGCACUGCGACGCCCGGAAUGGCGGCAACAAGAGCGAUUUUGAUUGGCACCAAGACGCUCUGUCCAAAAGCCUGCAGCAGAACUUGCCUGCCAGGUCCGUGUCGAAGCCCAGUCUGUUCAGCUCAGUGCAGCUGUACCGGCAGAGCAGCAAGAUGUGCGGGACUGUGUUCACCGGGGCCAGCCGAUUCCGAUGCCGGCAGUGCAGCGCCGCCUACGACACCCUCGUGGAGCUGACAGUGCACAUGAACGAAACGGGCCACUAUCAAGAUGACAACCGCAAGAAGGACAAGCUCAGACCCACGAGCUAUUCAAAGCCCCGGAAGAGGGCUUUCCAGGAUAUGGACAAGGAGGAUGCUCAGAAGGUUCUGAAAUGUAUGUUUUGUGGCGACUCCUUCGAUUCUCUCCAAGAUUUGAGUGUCCACAUGAUUAAAACAAAACAUUACCAAAAAGUGCCUUUGAAGGAGCCAGUCCCAACCAUUUCCUCGAAAAUGGUCGCCCCGGCGAAGAAACGCGUUUUCGAUGUCAAUCGGCCGUGUUCCCCCGAUUCAACCACGGGAUCUUUUGCAGAUUCUUUUUCUUCUCAGAAGAACGCCAACUUGCAGUUGUCCUCCAACAACCGCUAUGGCUACCAGAAUGGAGCCAGCUACACCUGGCAGUUUGAGGCCUGCAAGUCCCAGAUCUUAAAGUGCAUGGAGUGUGGGAGCUCCCAUGAUACCUUGCAGCAGCUCACCACCCACAUGAUGGUCACAGGUCACUUUCUCAAGGUCACCAGCUCUGCCUCCAAGAAAGGGAAGCAGCUGGUGUUAGAUCCGCUGGCUGUGGAGAAAAUGCAGUCAUUGUCCGAGGCUCCAAACAGUGAUAGUCUGGCUCCCAAGCCAUCCAGUAACUCAGCAGCAGACUGUACAGCCUCUACCACUGAGUUAAAGAAAGAGAGUAAAAAAGAAAGGCCAGAGGAAACCAGCAAGGAUGAGAAAGUCGUGAAAAGAGAGGACUAUGAAGAUCCUCUACAAAAACCUUUAGACCCUACAAUCAAAUAUCAAUAUCUAAGGGAGGAGGACUUGGAAGAUGGCUCAAAGGGUGGAGGGGACAUUUUGAAAUCUUUGGAAAAUACUGUCACCACAGCCAUCAACAAAGCCCAAAACGGGGCCCCCAGCUGGAGUGCCUACCCCAGCAUCCACGCAGCCUAUCAGCUGUCCGAGGGCACUAAGCCACCUUUGCCUAUGGGAUCCCAGGUACUGCAGAUCCGGCCUAAUCUCACCAACAAGCUGAGGCCCAUUGCACCAAAGUGGAAAGUGAUGCCACUCAUUUCUGUGCCCACAAACCUGGCCCCUUACACUCAAGUCAAGAAGGAGUCAGAAGACAAAGAUGAAGUGGUGAAGGAGUGUGGGAAAGAAAGUCCCCAUGAAGAGGCUUCAUCUUUCAGCCACAGUGAGGGCGACUCUUUCCGUAAAAGCGAAACGCCCCCAGAAGCCAGAAAGACAGAGCUGGGUCCCCUGAAAGAGGAGGACAAGCUGAUGAAAGAGGGCAGCGAGAAGGAGAAACCCCAACCGCUGGAGCCCACUUCUGCUCUGAGCAACGGGUGCGCCCUUGCCAACCACGCCCCAGCCCUGCCAUGCAUCAACCCGCUCAGCGCCCUGCAGUCCGUCCUGAACAAUCACCUGGGCAAAGCCACGGAGCCCUUACGCUCAACUUCCUGCUCCAGCCCAAGUUCAAGCACAAUUUCCAUGUUCCACAAGUCGAAUCUCAGUGUCAUGGACAAGCCAGUCCUGAGUCCCACCUCCUCAAGACCAGCCAGCGUGUCCAGGCGCUACCUGUUUGAGAACAACGAUCAGCCCAUUGACCUGACCAAGUCCAAAAGCAAGAAAGCCGAGUCCUCGCAAGCACAAUCCUGUACAUCCCCGCCUCAGAAGCACGCUCUGUCUGACAUCGCAGACAUGGUCAAAGUCCUCCCCAAAGCCACCACCCCAAAGCCUGCCGCUCCCUCCAGGGUCCCUCCCAUGAAGCUGGAAAUGGAUGUCAGGCGCUUUGAGGAUGUCUCCAGUGAAGUCUCGACUUUGCAUAAAAGAAAAGGCCGGCAGUCCAACUGGAAUCCUCAGCAUCUUCUGAUUUUACAAGCUCAGUUUGCCUCGAGCCUCUUCCAGACAUCAGAGGGCAAAUACCUGCUGUCCGAUCUGGGCCCUCAAGAGCGUAUGCAAAUCUCGAAGUUUACGGGACUCUCAAUGACCACUAUCAGUCACUGGCUGGCCAACGUCAAGUACCAGCUUAGGAAAACGGGCGGGACAAAAUUUCUGAAAAACAUGGACAAAGGCCACCCCAUCUUUUAUUGCAGUGACUGUGCCUCCCAGUUCAGAACCCCUUCUACCUACAUCAGUCACUUAGAAUCUCACCUGGGUUUCCAAAUGAAGGACAUGACCCGCUUGUCAGUGGACCAGCAAAGCAAGGCGGAGCAAGAGAUCUCCCGGGUAUCAUCGGCUCAGAGGUCUCCGGAAACAAUAGCUGGUGAAGAGGACACAGACUCUAAAUUCAAGUGACGAAUGCCUUAGUUUCCACUUUCCAGCCUGGAUCCCCUCACACUGAAUCCUUCUUCGUUGCACCAUUCUGCUUCUGACAUUGAACUCAUUGAACUCCUCCUGACACCCUGGCUCCGAGAAGACUGCCCAAAAAAAAAAAAAAAAAAAAAAAAUCACCCCAGCCAUUUCUCUUCAUCCUCACUAACAAUUUGGUAAUGAAGUAUUGAUUUCCACUUCUCUGCUUAUGGGCGAUAUUAGAUUUUCAUUGAUAAACUGCAAUGGGUCUGUCUCGUCUCUGCAGUACCCUUUUCACUGUCACAAGAAAACAAAGUGCCACCGAAGAAAAGUCAUGACUGAGAACACUGAUGUACUUAUUUUGUCAGUUUGUAACAGGAGAGUGGGUGCGGGGGGGAGUAUAAGUCUUCAUAGUUUAAUGUCCACGUGGGCUGCACUCGAGGUAGACACUUGGAGGCUUACUUUUCAUGGUAAUGUCCAUUUCCUAUUUAUAACCCCUCUGGGAACGUUUGUCUAAAGGAAAUGUUUCUGUUCAGUGUAACAAUUACACUUGCACCUGGAUUGCCCAGUCCUGCCCCUGCACUAGGGGACCAUUAAUCACUACAAAGUAGAAGAAUGAUUAAGUUAAACCAGAGUUUGAGCCAAGAAAACCCCUGAACAAUGUUCAUCUUCUGUGAAACUUGUUCAAAUAGUUAAGCUUAACCAUGUUGCUGCCAAAGACUGUUCCCAUGCAGUGGUGAGCACCUUGAUCAUCAUCAUCUUGAUUGGUUAAAAAAAAAAAAAAAAAGUUUCAAGCACGCACCACUGUCAUAUGAGAACUGCAAAUUGGGAGAAUUGGUGAAGUGCAGAAUCUGAGAGAACGCGACAUGACAUCAUUGCAGGGUGGAAAGGUCCGCACAGCCUUUUCUGGGAAUCCCUUUCUGAGGACUCUUUAUUUGCGGGCUCUAAAACGCCACUUAGCUUUAGAAGCAACAGAAAGCAUGAAAUAGGGUGUCCGUUUUAAAUGUGUUCCCUCAACUUUUUUCAUUAAAACUUUGAGGGCCCAAUUUUAAUUUGUGGACUAUUCCCGUUAAUAAUGAGAUCUAAUUAAGACAUCCAUUAAAAGCCCGUUAAAGUUAAUUUAACGUAAAAAUUCCAAUAGAACUGUAUUAGAUUUUGUCCAUUAAAUUAACAUUAUGGAUUUUUAACGGAUGUCUUAAUUAUACGUUAUUAUUAACGGGAAUACUGUAUUACACAGAUUAAAAUCAGGUCCUAAGUCAACUUGGAAAAGCUAAGAGCAUGUUUUAAUACUGAAAGUCUUGCAUACCUGGUGCACAGUUUGGAGACGCAAGGAUGGAUCUGUUUACUCUAGUUGAACAUUUUCUAUACAAUUGAAAGCAACCUA
Messenger RNA from Saimiri boliviensis boliviensis (Bolivian squirrel monkey), 4889 nucleotides. It is a transcript of the gene TSHZ2, whose product is annotated as teashirt zinc finger homeobox 2. Gene Ontology annotation, cellular component: nucleus. The record is from RefSeq and is a predicted model, not a curated record. Gene Ontology annotation, molecular function: DNA binding; DNA-binding transcription factor activity, RNA polymerase II-specific. Gene Ontology annotation, biological process: regulation of transcription by RNA polymerase II. Lineage: Eukaryota; Metazoa; Chordata; Mammalia; Primates; Cebidae.